AUGUUGUAUUUAGAAAAACUGAAUUCCUUUAUUGAAAAUAAAUAUGUUGUGUCUAAUUGGAAAAAAAAAAAAUUCGUUUGGAGGUAUAGCUUUUUUUUUAGUAUUUUUUAUAUAUUAUUAGUAUUUGGUAUAGUGUACACACUAAUUGUUAGGAUUUUGAUAUCUAGAGAAAAGUUUAGUAACCAUUCUUGUAGUUCUUCUAGAAUUAUGUCAGUGCAAAGUAGGUACAUGGAAGUAUUAAUAUUUAUAAUUUUAAUGGGAUUCAUCAAUUUUUUCUUUUCUCGUUUAACGUAUUUAUAUUCAAACUUUACUAAUAGUGAAUUUUUCAAUUUAGGAAUUUAUUACACCGUUGUUGGAUUCUUAAUAAAAUAUAUUUCUUGGAUUUUGUCUUUAAUAUAUAUGUCUUGGUUAUUUUUCCUUAUAAUUAAUAUUAUUACCAUUUUUUCUAGUCCUAACAAAUGGUGUAGUUUAAAGUAUAAUAUAUAUGGAAUGGAUGCUCUAAAUAAUUGCCUUUUAGUUAAAAACAGAGCUACAGUGAUAGUUUUAAGAAAAAAAGAAAGUUGCAAUGAUUUUAACAUUUUAAAAGUUCAAAGCUUUCUAUUUUUAGUACGAUCCUCUCCAAAUUUAGUAUGUUCCUUAAAAGAUAAAAAAUUAUGUGAUUUUUUUGUUGAUUUUAUAAAAAAUAAACAGACUUCUUGGGAAUCCUUUCCAAACUGUUCUGGAAAUACAGUUGAUUUAAGAGAACAAUAUUUUUUAGAGGAUUCUGAUCAUAAAAGUAAUAUUUAUUUAUUUUCCAUAUCGUUUAUUUUAUUUUGGUUGGUUACUACUAUAAUACUGUUAACAUUUAUAAUUGUUAUAAAAGUAAAUACACCUAUAGAUUCAUCUUUUAUUAUGAAUGAAGAGAGAUUAAAUUUAUUUUUUAAAUUUACCCGUCUUUUAGACGUAUGGAGAUAA
Plasmodium gallinaceum is the source of this 954-nucleotide messenger RNA. Its product is annotated as conserved Plasmodium protein, unknown function. The record is from RefSeq and is a predicted model, not a curated record. NCBI's taxonomy places the organism in Eukaryota, Apicomplexa, Aconoidasida, Haemosporida, Plasmodiidae. The transcript is spliced from 2 exons. Bases 1 to 954 code for a protein of 317 amino acids.